Molecule: messenger RNA, 1071 nt
Organism: Phragmites australis (common reed)
Lineage: Eukaryota; Viridiplantae; Streptophyta; Magnoliopsida; Poales; Poaceae
Product: NEP1-interacting protein 2-like
Exons: 4
Coding region: 254-931 (225 amino acids)
Source: RefSeq, a predicted model, not a curated record
AACUAACCGGAGGCAAGACAUGGACAAAACCAGUGACCACCCCACACCACCGCGCCCGACCAUACCACACUUUUUAUAUUCCCCGCCACUAUUUAUACGAGAGCACCCUCGUUGCACUUGCAAUCCCUCCACUCCGAGACACUCGUCCCAUCCCCGGUCUCUCGCUCUCUGAGCUGUGCGUCGUGUGCAGUGCUCUGUUGUAUUGCCAAGCGAGGAGCGGGAGCGGCCGGCACCUUCGUUCCGUUCUUCCCAGAUGGACCUGUUCCCGUCGCCGUCCUCCACGCCAGCCGCUCCGGAACCGUGGCAAUGCUCGGGCCUCGGCUCCGCUGCGUGCGGCUUGGCCGGGAGGGUGCUCUGCGCCAUCGCCACCUGCGUCUUCGCCGCCGUGGGUUCGCUGGUCGGGGCGGUAACGGGGUCGGUGACCGGGAUGGCGACGGAGAGCGGGAUGCUGCGCGGCGCCGGCAUCGGCGCCAUCUCCGGCGCCGUCUUCUCCAUCGAGGUCCUUGAGUCGUCCCGCGACCUCUGGCACUCCGGCGACUCCGGCAUCUGGAGCAUCCUCUACAUGGUGGACAUCGUCUCCAGCGUCCUGAGCGGCAGGCUGGUCCGCGAGAAGGUGGGGUUGGCGGUGCAGAGUCAGAUCAGCGCCAUCAGCUCGCCGUUCGCGGAGACCAGCGACCUGUUCGAUACCACCGGCGGCAGCAAGGGGCUCCCCGCGGACGCGCUCCGCCGGCUGCCGGAGAUCGAGAUGUCCGAGGACAGCGCCGUGGACGCGGCCGGCGAGGCGCUCUGCUGCUCGGUGUGCCUGCAGGACUUCCGGGUGGGCGAGCCCGCACGGAGGCUGCCGAGCUGCGGGCACGUGUUCCACGCGCCGUGCAUCGACUGCUGGCUGGUCCGGCAUGGGUCCUGCCCGCUGUGCCGGCGAGACAUCUGAACCGGCCGGCGUUUAUUUGCUCUGCGGCCUGGAGUGUCAUCGUGUCACACGCGGAUCCGGCGGUGCGACGAGCUGGUUGAUUAGGGAGUACUCGCUUGAGUCAUAAAUAUAUAUUGUUUUACAAAAUAUUCGAUUAAAAU